Orussus abietinus is the source of this 1889-nucleotide messenger RNA. RefSeq lists its product as uncharacterized. Bases 21 to 1019 code for a protein of 332 amino acids. NCBI's taxonomy places the organism in Eukaryota, Metazoa, Arthropoda, Insecta, Hymenoptera, Orussidae. The record is from RefSeq and is a predicted model, not a curated record. The transcript has 4 exons.
CGUAUGACAGGUUUUUCAAGAUGGCGGAGAUACGCGUAUACAAACUCGUGUACCUCCUGCAUUUAUCCUGUGCUUUAAUAGACGUGACAUUUUCCGGAGGCUACGAGAAUUAUUCCUUAGAUAGCGAAAAGAUUUGUCAUCCUUAUAAUAAGGAGACGAUUCAUGUGACCGACUUGGCACUGCUGGUUCGACCACAUCACAUUUUUGAUACGUGGAAUGUUAUCAACGAUAAAACCUGCAAGUUUGCGAUACACACUAAAAAAAAUAUUGGACUCUUUGCGGUUAUCCAGAAGAUGUCUUUCAGGCGUAAUGGAACAAAGUGUUUGGACUAUGUUGAGUUUAAAAGUCAUAAUGCGACAAGAUAUUGUGGCCAGCUGGAUCGCCGAAAAAUGAGAUAUUACCCUGUUCCUGAAGAAAAUAUAGAUUCAAAUGAACAUAUCUCAGCAGGAACAUAUGCUGAAUUUGAUACAAAGAGCCAACUGGAAACUAGAAUUUUUAUUUCCAAGAAACGACUGCUACCGAACGAAACGCUUGAUCUUGUAAUUGUGUACACUCCCUAUAAAGACUGCAGGAAGGUGGAUCCCGAUGAGUACAGAUCUAUAAAUGCAAACUUCUGCAUACGAAGUGAGUACUUCUGUGAUGGCUAUCAGAACUGUGUAACAAAUACCUGCAUAGAUGAGAAUUGUCAAGUACCAGAGUCUGUAAGCAACAAUACAGGAACAAAGGUGACUGUUGGUACAGUGAGUGCUAUAUUUCUAACAUUCAUUACAUUUGCUAUAUGUCUGUGGAUCUGUCGGAGGCACAAAAAAUUUUGUUGGUCAUCCGAUUGUGCCGGUCCAAGCGUACAUACUGCCGAUUACAUUGCAACCAGUCAUGGAGAAUCUGCUGGUACUGACAACGUACCAGUUUCCACCGCACCGAUGUUAGAAGUCAUUGUUCCGGCACCUGUUCAAGACAAAGAUUUACCUCCUAGCUACGAUUCCCUCUUUCCUGAGCAAUCCACUCCUACGAAUACGUAGUAUAUCCCUAGACAGGAUUUGGUGCAGUGAAGUGCAAGUUAUUCCCAGUCGACUUGAAUGGAAUUGUCCAGUUCAAGACCAACAAAAUGCUAUGGAAUAUUUUGCAAUACUAAGGACUGCCCCUAGUACUCAUUAACAUUCCAUUUCUCUCUGUAAGCCAUGACAAGUUCGGAAUAAUCAACUUCCCAAAUUCCACGAUUCUUUUGAAGUCUGACGACAUGAAAUGAGUUAUAGUAUUCCUGUUGCUCACAAUUCAGAUCUUCGAGAAACAGGGAGACUGAUUUUGAAUCUCAGACCAUUCGAAGCACCAAAAGUGGACGAUGUUAAUACUUCUACAAACAUCGAUGUAUUAAAACGCACAAGACUAUGAGUGAUAGAUACACAUGGUCGAAUUCGAUUACUAAUUCAAGUGGUUUUUUUAUCGUGCAGCAACUGUCUCGACCGUGUGGUAUUUUAGGAAUAAUUAUAUACAUAUAUAUAUUUAGAUGUAUCGUACGUUAAUUGUGCGUAUGUGUAUUCAGUGUAUGUAUAUACGUGUGGAUAAUCCCUGCAAAGUUGGAAAACGAAAAAAAGAGUAAUAUCAUUUAAUUACUGUAAGUAGCAACAUUUUGUACAAAUAGUAUGGAACCUCCAGGCGUGGGAACAAUAAUCGAAGCUAGUUAACAGUCUUCCCUGGAAGUUUUCUUUUAUAUCGCCAAGUAUUAAGGUCUCGAUACAAGGCCAUUGUAGUCUUCGUAAGUAUUCCUCCAAUUGUGAACGUCCAGAUAUCGUUUGAUAUGUCUAUACACGUCAUUGUCUAUUUCUUCGGUGCGCGAUGAUUUAUUAUGUACAUAUUGUAUUUGUAAUAAAAAAGGAACGAAGUGUGAAAAA